GGGCCGGGCUCCGCCACCACGUGACCCCGCGGCCGGGCGCGGGCGCGACGGGACGCGCUGGGACCGGCGUCUGGGGUCGAGGGGGCGGCCCGGGGCGGGGGCGAUAUGGAGCGGAGGUGGGUCUUCGUGCUGCUCGACGUGCUGUGCUUGCUGGUCGCCUCUCUGCCCUUCGCCAUCCUGACGCUGGUGAAUACCCCGUACAAGCGAGGAUUUUACUGUGGAGAUGACUCCAUCCGGUACCCCUACCGUCCAGACACCAUCACCCACGGGCUCAUGGCCGGGGUCACCAUCACGGCCACUGCGGUCCUUGUGUCUGCGGGGGAAGCCUACCUGGUGUACACGGACCGCCUCUAUUCCCGCUCCGACUUCAACAACUACGCGGCGGCCCUGUACAAGGUGUUGGGGACCUUCCUGUUCGGAGCUGCCGUGAGCCAGUCACUGACAGACCUGGCCAAGUACAUGACUGGCCGUCUGCGGCCCAGCUUCCUGGCUGUCUGCGACCCCGACUGGAGCCGGGUCAACUGCUCAGUCUACGUGCAGGUGGAGAAGGUGUGCAGGGGAAGCCCCGCCAAUGUCACCGAGGCCCGGUUGUCUUUCUACUCGGGACACUCCUCCUUCGGGAUGUACUGCAUGGUGUUCUUGGCUCUCUACGUGCAGGCGCGGCUCUGUUGGAAGUGGGCGAGGCUGCUGCGGCCCACAGUUCAGUUCUUCCUGGUGGCCUUUGCACUCUACGUGGGGUACACCCGAGUGUCUGACCACAAACACCACUGGAGCGACGUCCUUGUUGGCCUCCUGCAGGGGGCGCUGGUGGCUGGCCUCACCGUCCGCUAUGUCUCAGACUUCUUCAAAGCCCGGCCCCCGCAGCACUGCCCGGAGGAGGAGGAGCUGGAGCGGAAGCCCAGCCUGUCGCUGACGCUGACCCUGGGCGAGGCUGACCGCAACCACUAUGGGUGCGGUGGCCUUGAAGGCCAGGACCACCAUGAUGGUUUCACCAAGACAGUGGAACAGCCACAGUAAAUGCAGCUCCAAAUGUGGACUGCUGGAGGCCACGGCCUGUGGGAGGUGGCAUCUCUCACUGUUUGGUGCUCAUCAUCUGGACACUUCACCCGCCGUCUGCACUGAUGGGAAGAGCAGAGAUGCAGCGCCAGGCCCGGCGAUCCUUACGGAUUCCCAACACCAAAAUGCAGGCCUGUUGGAAGUUGGGACACGUUUCUCCACCCACGUGGCUCUACAGGGAAGCGCUCAUGCAUAAUUUUAGGUUUAUACUGCCCACACCCUUAUGGCUUUAUGGAAAAAAUAAUUUUUUCCCUUCAUUGUACAAAGAAGAUACUUCUUUUGUGGUUUCUCGCAGGAAACUCAUAGACGCUCGGCCGUGUAAAUAUUGUUUCUCAUGGGCAUGUGCUCGUGGCCCAGCAUCCCUGCCUUCUGAGCUUUAUUGGUUCUUGGAAAACCCCUCCUAAGUAUUUGAUGAUAUGCAGGAAUUUCUGUUGAGUUUUUUAGGUACAAUAUGUUAUUGUGCUUUUAUGGAUCAUGUGUGCUUUUUAUAG
Molecule: messenger RNA, 1547 nt
Organism: Propithecus coquereli (Coquerel's sifaka)
Lineage: Eukaryota; Metazoa; Chordata; Mammalia; Primates; Indriidae
Gene: PLPP2
Product: phosphatidic acid phosphatase type 2C
Exons: 7
Coding region: 106-1017 (303 amino acids)
Biological process (GO): signal transduction; phospholipid metabolic process; phospholipid dephosphorylation
Molecular function (GO): phosphatidate phosphatase activity
Source: RefSeq, a predicted model, not a curated record